Messenger RNA from Saccostrea cuccullata (small rock oyster), 1431 nucleotides. RefSeq names its product mitochondrial fission regulator 2-like. The coding region runs from base 95 to 1363 and encodes 422 amino acids. Gene Ontology annotation, cellular component: mitochondrion. Gene Ontology annotation, biological process: mitochondrial fission; aerobic respiration. The transcript has 9 exons. Lineage: Eukaryota; Metazoa; Mollusca; Bivalvia; Ostreida; Ostreidae. The record is from RefSeq and is a predicted model, not a curated record.
CUGACACCGGAAGCAACUUUUAAAUUGAGUGCGGCAUCGGGCAUGGUGUUUACAAAAUAAGAGAGAGAGAAGAUCGACGAAAAUCUGUCCUGAGAUGGAUGUAUUUGAAGAUGCUGUGACAAUACUUAGAAUUGUACUGGAUUAUGUUGGAGUUGAUGCAGAUGAUUUGGCCAAUUAUGCACAGUUCUUAUAUGUACGAGGCAGAGAUGCUCAGAGAGAUUUGAGGAGCUCCCUAAGCCGUAGAUGGGAUGUUAGCGUGACCCAGAGGAGACACCGAUUGAUCUAUAACUGGAUCAGAUGGCGGUCAAACAUUCGACACAGAAGUCUGGUGAGGAUACUAGGAACCAUUAUCCCAUCAAAGCCGCCAAAGAGACUUAGAAUACAGCAACAUUUGCUCCGCCCCAGAAGACAGCGAUUGGACAGCUGGAGCAGUGACUCCUCCCUCCUGUCAGUGUGUACAAAUGCAACAUCAGGGGAGGAUCCACAGUGGGUGGAAGAGGACCUAGGCAACAACUUAAUCAGAUUUAGGGCUAAGAGAGAGGAGGGCUCCAGUGACACAGAACUGGAGAGUGUGUAUGGAGAGGAGGAGGGGGAGGGGGAGGAAGAAGCAGAAGACUUGUUCACGGUACGACCAGACGACGUCCCUCUGAUGAACUCCACCAUGAUCUCCUCUGUGUCCAUGACCUCUGACCCCAACGCCAUCAGUAAAAUUAACGCUUUACAGGACGAGCUGUCCACGCUCAGACAACAGAUAGCUAUGUUAGUCGUAAACCAGGAACAGAUUAACAAGUCUCAGUUAUUACCUCCUUCGAAUAUGAACUCCAUGGUUCAUACCCCACCACAGAUCUCAGGUGUCCCCCCUGCCCCUCCCCCACCUCCCCCCUUACCUGUACAGAACACCUCUACACCUGUAAAGAGGGAGCCUGCUACAGACGAGAUGUUGAGAACGAAGUUGGAAAAAUUAGAAGAAGGUCGAGUUGGAAAUAGAAACACACCUGAUGUUGUCCCUGCUCCCACAAAUAAAGUUCCCACUAUGUCUGAAGUGUUGAAGGGACUCAGCUCAGUUAAACUGAGGUCAAUCCAGAGGUCACCAGGAGGGACGCCACUAAAGCCAAAGGUUUCCUCCCAACCUACGGCUGACCCAGCCUCAAUGAUUGCCCUGGCCCUACAGAAAAAGUUUGCUAAUCAACAUUUCCAGAGCCCAGAAAUUGAUCGAGAGAAUGAAAAUCAUGAUUUCAGCUCCGCUGACGAGAACAGUCCACAUGUGCCAAAAACCUUCAAUGGGAAGAAUCCAAAGCGGAGAUCACUUUUGUUUAAUGAGAGAAGAAAGAGCUAUGGUCCACUCAAGGAAAUAAAUGUAUAAAAUACAUUAUUGUUAGUAGGUAGACAAAACACUGUUGACUUUUUAAGACGUUUUUACUUUUACUGAGU